Molecule: messenger RNA, 1273 nt
Organism: Corylus avellana
Lineage: Eukaryota; Viridiplantae; Streptophyta; Magnoliopsida; Fagales; Betulaceae
Product: basic helix-loop-helix (bHLH) DNA-binding superfamily protein
Biological process (GO): regulation of transcription by RNA polymerase II
Cellular component (GO): nucleus
Molecular function (GO): DNA-binding transcription factor activity, RNA polymerase II-specific; protein dimerization activity; RNA polymerase II cis-regulatory region sequence-specific DNA binding
Source: RefSeq, a predicted model, not a curated record
CCCCCCCCAAGGGCCCCAGCUUUCUCAGACGCUCUCUCUCUCUCUCUCUGGUUCAAGUCUCUCCCAUUCUCCAACCAUUGUCGUCCCUUGGAAUUCUUCUCGGACUAUUUUGGCCUUUCAGCGCUCCAUACCAGCCGAUUUUUGUGGUUUAAGCAAAGUUAUUUUGGAUAAAUGUACAUAGCUGAUUCAGUGAUUUCAGCAAAACUUCGUCCCUGAUUUUUGCGUUAACUUCACGACGCAGAAACGUGAAAACCCAACAAAUUCUAGCAGAAGUCUAAACUAAUACACUCACAGAAAGAGACGCGGAGAAAGAAAUAAGAGUUUUUUUUUUUUUUCUUCUCUGAAGGGGACGGGGCGGUCAAAGUAGAAACACCAAUAUAGGCCAUUAUUCAUUGGGUUUUGACUAGAAUUUCGUGUGUUUUGCGUGAUUUCUGAAGUGGGUUCUGGAGGCUUUGGCGUACAAACCUGGAAAUGAUUGUGAGCUCCUUCUGCAAUGCAGACUCAAAGUUCUCGGUAGAAGAAGGGAUAGAGGUAGGAAAGAUGGCGACGGAACACAAAAGGAGCCCCUGUUCUGUUGAACAAAGCAGUCUCACUUCUCUUACAUCUAAACGACACAAGGCCGAUUUAUCUGCCAAGGAGAGGAAGGAGAAGCUCGGUGAGCGAAUUGUGGCCCUGCAACAGCUUGUUUCACCAUAUGGGAAGACAGAUACAGCUUCUGUCCUUUGGGAGGCAAUGGAAUACAUACAGUUCCUUCAUGAACAAGUUAAGGUGUUGAGUGCUCCAUACCUUCAAAAUAGCCCAACUAAAAUGCAGGAAUUAGGAGCAUACAACCUGAGAAGUAGAGGAUUAUGUCUUGUUCCAAUCUCCUGCACUGCUGGAGUGGCUCGAAGCAAUGGUGCAGAUAUCUGGGCCCCCAUUAAGACCACUUCCCCUAAACUCGAGAAGGCUAUUUCACAAUUCAAUUGAGACAAUUUGGUGCUCAGAAACCAGAGGGUUUUGAUCAUCAACCUUUUUAUUGUGCAACAAAUUUUUGUUGGGCAGAUGCAAAACUUGUGAUUGAAUCUUUAGCUAGCACAAAGCAUCAUCCGUGGAAAUAUGGCGUUCGAAUGGGAAAAUCUUUCAACUGUCUGAAAACAGUAUUUUCCCACACCAUAUUCUAGUGCCGAAUGUGUAUUUCUAUACUGAUUAUGCGAAAAUGUAUAUUUAGAAACUUGAGAGUUGUAUAAUGACCAUCAUAAUAUGAAUUAAUGAAUGUGUGGGGAGGUUAACAUAA